This is a messenger RNA of Paramecium sonneborni, 382 nucleotides long. The record is from the annotation of a GenBank genome assembly. Lineage: Eukaryota; Ciliophora; Oligohymenophorea; Peniculida; Parameciidae.
UUUAUAAUUGAUGGGUGAUUUACUAAAUUGGGAAAUCAAUGAUCAUAACGAAAUUUAUAUUAUCAAAACAGAAUCUAUGAAGAAAUCCUAUGAAGGGAUAGUAAAAAAGCUAUAAAAGGAAAGAGUUAAAUAUGUCAAAUAAUAAACAUCUAAUGAAGAACAUUAGCAGGAUAGACCAAUUUCAGAUCUCAUUUAAUAGUUUUCCUAACUUAAAUAGGAAUUUAUGAUGAAAUAUCAAACCAAAGCCUCUAUGCAAAGAAGUUAAUUGAAGCUUAAGAAAAGAAUAGAAUUAGUCUAAGAGUAGUUAAAAGAAUAAAGUAAAAUACAACAAUAGUAAUAAUAAUAAUAAUAGUAAUAAAAUUAAUUAAAAAAAAUGACUUGA